Messenger RNA from Leptinotarsa decemlineata (Colorado potato beetle), 1898 nucleotides. RefSeq names its product WD repeat-containing protein l(2)05287. Gene Ontology annotation, molecular function: protein binding; RNA binding. Gene Ontology annotation, biological process: positive regulation of transcription by RNA polymerase I; positive regulation of rRNA processing; ribosome biogenesis. The record is from RefSeq and is a predicted model, not a curated record. Gene Ontology annotation, cellular component: small-subunit processome; nucleolus. Lineage: Eukaryota; Metazoa; Arthropoda; Insecta; Coleoptera; Chrysomelidae.
AUAUAACACAAGAACCGGCAAACUUUCUUUUGAAUACAAAGGAUUUAUUGAUGAUAUAGUAGGAUUUAAUUGUCAUUUUUAUGAAUCCCAUCAUUGCCUAACAGCUUGUUGUAGAAAUGGUACAGUAUUGUCAUGGAAAACUAUGACACACUUUAAAAUAUCUGAAAAGAAACUUCCAAUCAGUCAAGUGAAAACCUUCAACAUUAUCUCCACCGUUGAUGAGGAUUAUAAGGCAAUAAUAUCUUACAAAAAAAAUCAGUUCAUUCGAUUCGCCUCAGUCAACAUAAAAGAGAAAUCAUUCAGGGAUUACAAGUUUGCCAUAAAACCAAAAAUAAAAUAUUUUAUAGGAUUGAGUAGUAAAUAUUUUUCUGUAGCACAAGAAAGCGAUCUGUAUUUCAUCAAACUGUCUGGUGGCAGAGAAUUGUCAAGGUAUUCUAUGCAAGCUACUCGAACAUUCACCUGUCUAGCCUGUCAUCAAUUUGAAGAAGUAGUUCUUACUGGUGACAGUACCGGCCGGGUGUUGGUAUGGCAAAAUAUUUUUACGAGAGAAAAAACCCAGUCAGUAUUUCACUGGCAUACAUUACCUGUCCAAACUGUGAGUUUUUCAGCUUCUGGAAGUUACUUCUAUAGCGGAGGAAGUGAAUGUGUUCUAGUAAAGUGGCAACUUGAAAACGUGAAUGACAGAAAGUUUCUUCCUCGCCUACCUGCGGAAGUACAACAUGUUGCAGUUGCUAAUGAUAAUUUAUACGUAGCUGUGGCAACCAAUGAUAAUGCCAUCAGGAUACUGGAUCCGACAAUGAAGCAAAUCACCCUAAUUCAACAUUUGGUGUUAGGAAAACAUUAUGAAGCUGGAAUUGUUUAUGAUCCCCGGACGCAAGCUCUCAUAAUGAACGGAAAUCAAGGACAAAUCCAGUUUUAUUCUCCAGAUGAUAUGUCGCUCAUGUUCAAUAUUGACAUAGUGGACCAAAAUAAGAUUACGAAUGAAAGAGAGUGUGUGAUGGUGAACACCGAAAUAACCAAAUUUGCAAUAAGUAAAACUGGAUUAUGGUUAGCCAACAUUGAGGAAAGAAGAGAUAUGGAAUAUCAUAAAGAAAUUAGAUUGAAAUUUUGGAAGUUUGAUGAAUCAAAGCAAAUGAUACAAAAUAGCUUACCGAUAUGUGUAACUUUCUUGCUGGAUAACUUUAACCAGAUCUUUCAGGGCAGAUCUCCUCCCACGGUUGAUUAUUACAGCAGUUGCCAAGUAUCUCAAGAUGUGAGGGCACAUUGUCUGAAUGGGACUAUCUAUUAUCAUUUUUUCAAUUCUUUUUCUGUGAAUAAUAUCGGUAUAUUAAUCCAUCCUUCACACAAAGAAACAAUAAAACAGAUCCAGUUCGGAAAUGGUAACCAGUGCCACCUUUUAGUUUCUGCAAGUGAAAAUCAACUUAGCGUUUGGAAUAUACUAACACUCUCGAUGGUUUGGACAGUGCCUAUUAAGACAUCUCUAUUGAUUGCUGACCGUUUAUCGGAAAAUAUGGGUAUUAUAUGCAUGGACAAAAGCGGUAUGUUUGGUUUUUAUUCUAUAACCCAUUUUCCUGAGUCUGUUAUAGUAGUUAUCAGAAAAAUAUGUUUGUUUCAGGAGUUAUAUUGUGUGUCUAGUGUGACUAAUUAUAUUAUGAUAGACAAUGUAGUGCCAGACGAUACAUCAAUGUUUAGUAUGGCAAUACCAACAAACAAACUAAGUUUAGUUCAACCUGUCACCCCUAAUAAACAUGUCUUUGAAAAAGAUGUUGGGCACAAAACCAUUAAGAAGUACCUUGAAGGCCCCAUACACACCAUCGCUCCAAUUAGAUUCUCUUGUUACUCACUAUUGAAAUCUUUAGCAGUACAAAAAUAAAAUGUUAAAAUCAGUUUCACGACUA